AUGGGGAGGCGGCUGCAUCCUGAGGAUGCGUCCUCGUCGUCAUCGCCGUCGGCACAUCCUGAUGAUGAUGAUGAUUUGCGCGCCGAGUUUCUCUCAGAUUUCGAUGAGCAGGCGUUUCUGCGACAACUUGAUGCAUUCCAAACGAGUCUACAAAGCAUGCCCCCCGUAGCGUCGACUGUCGCCCCAGUGCCUGUCGCUCAGCCAGCCGCUGCCCCCACUGUACCGCCCCCAUCCGCGCCAUCUCCUUCUGCGCCAGUCAUGGCACCUAGUAUACCCGCUGAAAAUUCUUCCUCUGAAUUUUACAGCACGGCCAUCCAGAUCCUUACGCAUAUACUCGGCAGCUCUACGCCGUAUCCGUGGCUGAACGAUGUGAGCGUGCCUAAAGCUGAUGACAACUCGCACAGCGUUGCAUCAAAUGACCAUAUGCACCAGCUGAUCAACGUGCUGGUCGAACGACUGGGCGGCUCAUCCGACCGUCGUGUCAAGGAACAGGACCUGACACACCUCUUACAGACACUUCUCGCGCAGCAGCAAAAGCCCCCUGCGCCACAGCCCAUGUAUCCACAGCCAACAUCAGCACACUUUGCCGACUUGGCCUUCCCAGAUGAGGAAGAAGACGACCCCGACUUUUUGCCCGUACCAUCCGAGCACGACGGGCUCGCAACGGCGCCCAGCACCACCGCCUGGACCCGUGCGAUGGACGAAGUCAUGCCGACCGAGACACCUAAGCCACGGCGAGGGCGGCCGCGGCGGUUCACGACAGAAGAAGCAGCCGAGCGCAAACGAGACCGGAACCGAGACUACAUGGCGCGACAGCGCACGACGAAGAAGCAGCGCGCGCCCUAUACCCCCGAGUCAUCCGCAACAGGAGCAUCUACGGAUGCUCCGGGAAACGCGUCGGACCGACUCGUACUUGAAGCCGAAAAUCGGUUUCUUCGUGCUGAACUGGAGCGACUGCGUGAAGAGAACGCCAAACUGCGCGGUCGAGAAGAGAUGCGGGCGUAUGCAGCACAGCUCGGUAUCAAUCAUCGUCAGAGCUUUCGUUCCUAG
Messenger RNA from Malassezia restricta, 1050 nucleotides. RefSeq lists its product as uncharacterized. NCBI's taxonomy places the organism in Eukaryota, Fungi, Basidiomycota, Malasseziomycetes, Malasseziales, Malasseziaceae. The transcript has a single exon. The record is from RefSeq and is a predicted model, not a curated record. The coding region runs from base 1 to 1050 and encodes 349 amino acids.